This is a messenger RNA of Gracilinanus agilis (Agile Gracile Mouse Opossum), 2249 nucleotides long. It is a transcript of the gene EIF2AK2, whose product is annotated as eukaryotic translation initiation factor 2 alpha kinase 2. Gene Ontology annotation, molecular function: protein kinase activity; ATP binding; double-stranded RNA binding. Gene Ontology annotation, biological process: protein phosphorylation. The record is from RefSeq and is a predicted model, not a curated record. The coding region runs from base 297 to 2249 and encodes 650 amino acids. NCBI's taxonomy places the organism in Eukaryota, Metazoa, Chordata, Mammalia, Didelphimorphia, Didelphidae. The transcript is spliced from 19 exons.
AGUCCGGGCAGAAAUCGAAACUGAGAAUGAAGGACAUUUAGACAUUUCCAGGGCUGGCUGCUAUUCUGCCAGAGCCGGGCUGGAGAAACAGCUGCCUCCCAGUGUCUAGCUAUUCCGGAAAGGAAUGAAUGUUGAGGGAAGAAAUGAAACUGAAAAAGUAAAGGGAAACUCACUUUUCAUGGUCCAUUAAUGCUGAAGGGUGGUGAAAAGGAAGCGGGAAUAAUUAAAACACUGGACAAUCCCCAAAACUCGCUUUUUUCCCAGAUUUCAAUUCCAUUUUAAGUACACUGAGAAGAAUGGCUAGCAAUCUUCCAUCAGGUCUCCACUCUGCAAAACUCAACGAGUAUUGCCAGAAGAAUAGCUUGGCGUUUUACUAUAAAGAAGUCUCAGUGAAUGGACCCCCUCAUAACAUGGAGUUUACCAUCAAAACUGUAAUAGGAGACAGAGAAUUUCCAGAAGGUAAAGGCAAAUCAAAAAAAGAAGCAAAAAAUGAGGCUGCCAGGCUAGCUCUUGACAAGCUAGAAAACAAGUCUUCAAUGUUUCCUGUAUCACCAAAGUCACCACUGCAACAGUCAGAAGUAUCAGAAACAGAAAGACCAUCCAGUCCAAAGUAUAUAAUUCUUCUUAAUCAGUACACGCAAAAGAAAAAACUAACUGUAGAUUCUGAUACAAAGACCAUAUUUGAACCUUCUGGUAUUACACGCUAUUCUCAUAGAUUUAAAAUUGGAGGGAAAUUCUAUGACGUUGGAUGGGGAUCUAAUAAACAAGAGGCAAAAGAAUCUGCAGCCAAGAUUGCAUAUGAGCAAUUAAUAGCCAACACUUCACAGGAUGUGAACUCUUUUAUGUCACCUCAGCCUUCUCAAUCCACAAGAAUUUCAGAUAUCAAAACAUCACCCACUAUGAAUUACAUUUCUUUUCUGAACCAGUACACACAAAAGAAGAGACUCACUCUGAAUUUCCUUAAAGUGACAUCAUUGGGACAUUCUGGACCUCAAAGUGUUUCUUAUAUCUGCAAAAUUGGGGACACAGCUUAUGAUCCUGGUACAGGAUCUAAUAAAAAAGAAGCUAAAGAAGCAGCAGCUAAGAUUGCAUAUGAAAAGAUACAGUUAUCUGUAUCUGAUGCUUCAGAGAAAAGAAAUUCAGGAAUUCUUUCUGGCUGUGCUACUUCACUGACUGAUUCUAUCAAUACACCUCUGAUGUCAUUAACAUUAAAUGGUAGGACAACUGAAAGUGCAUAUUCCGAAGAUGCUUCAGAACAAAACAGUAACAACUUAGAAAGUACUUCUUGUUCUCAGAACUUUGUCAGAAGUUAUCAACAGAAGACUAAAAGAAUCUUGGCACCUAGUUUUGGAAAGCAGAAUGGCAAUAAUGAGAAAAAAGAAACUGUGCAUAGUACCAAUGAAAGGUUUCUCAAGGAUUUUAGUGACAUAGAAAAGCUUAAAAGUGGUGGAUAUGGCCAAGUUUUUAAAGCAAGACAUAGAAUAGACAAGAAGUUUUAUGCCAUCAAACGUGUGAAGUUCAAUGAUAGCAAAGUAUUGCGUGAAGUGGAAGCAUUGGCCAACCUUGAUCAUGAAAAUAUUGUUAAAUAUAAUACUUGUUGGGAUGGUUAUGAUGCUUAUAAUCCUGAAAGGAGUGGACAUUUUUCAAGCUCAAAGACUAAGUGCCUCUUUAUUUCAAUGGAACUCUGUGAAAAGGGGACAUUAGAUGACUGGAUUAAUCAGAGAAGAAUCAUUGGAACUGAUAAGACUUUGUCUUUGAAUUUAUUUCAACAAAUAACAGCAGGAGUGGGAUAUAUACAUUCAGAAAAAUUAAUUCACAGAGAUCUUAAACCAUCUAAUAUAUUUUUAGUAGAUGAAAUCAAAAUAAAGAUUGGUGACUUUGGACUUGUAACCUCAUCAAAAAGUAAAGAGGAUCAAACAAAAAAUAUAGGAACAGAGCGGUAUAUUAGCCCAGAACAAAUCUGUUGCCUACCAUAUGGGAAUGAAGUAGAUAUCUUUGCAUUGGGAUUAAUUCUUUUUGAACUUCUUUACAUAUGUCCCACUGUUCAGGAAAUAUGGAAGAUCUGGAAAAAUGUGAGGGAUUGUGUCUUUCCAGAAGAAUUUAUCAAGAAUUACAUUAGAGAGACAUGGCUUUUAAAACAACUCCUUGCAGAAAAACCUACAGAUAGACUCAAAGCAUCUAAAAUCCUGAAGACACUGAAAGAAUGGGAGAAAGAUGACAUAAAGAAAAUGUAUUCAUAUUCAUAUUAG